Nanorana parkeri is the source of this 843-nucleotide messenger RNA. It is a transcript of the gene TMEM74, whose product is annotated as transmembrane protein 74. The record is from RefSeq and is a predicted model, not a curated record. The transcript has a single exon. NCBI's taxonomy places the organism in Eukaryota, Metazoa, Chordata, Amphibia, Anura, Dicroglossidae. The annotation marks the transcript as partial.
UCUCUGCGGAACUCUAUAGCAUGCAUGGAGCUUUAUCAUAUUAACAGGCAGCCACAGAGACUCGAUGAAUGCAAUAAUGUGGACUGGGGCUAUAAUGUCAAAGAUCCAAAGGCCUUUUGUUAUGAAAACCAUUGUGUUACCUCUGCUUUGUCACCAGAUCAAUAUGAGUCUAUAUCACUAAGUACCUCUGAUGAAGGGCAUGGCCUUAAAUUAUCUCAAGAUGACAACAGCAAAGAGAAGAGGAAAGUUUGCUGUUUGGAAGAACUGGAAACCUCUUUUACAUAUGUUGAUGAAAAUGUUAACAUAGAACAUGUGACCCAUCUAACUCUUAGGGAAGACCCUGGGCACCAGCACCAUGCCUCGGAUAGAGAAAACCAGCAAGAUGGCAUUAAUGAAGCCUCUAUUAUGUCCGAUGAUGAAGCCACUUCAGAAGCUUCAGGAAAAUCUGUAGAUUAUGGCUUCAUUAGUGCAGUGACUUUCCUAAUUACUGGGAUUCUUCUCGUUAUCAUCUCAUACCUGGUCCCCAGAGAUAUCAGAUCUGAUCCAAAUUCCAUCCCGGCCAGGGAAAUGGAAAAAAUUGAGAAGAAAAAUGCUAUAAUUGGAGCUCAUUUGGAUAGGUGUGUGAUUGCUGGACUUUGCCUUUUAACUCUAGGUGGAGUUGUGUUGUCGAUUUUAUUGAUGAUAUCAAUGUGGAAAGGGGAACUCUACAGGAGGAAAGCAAUCGCUGCUAAAGACUCUGCAAAAUUGUAUGGGUCGAUUAAUUUUAACCAUUCCAAGUCUGGUGGAACUGAGAAUACCUUGGUCCAAGAGGAAACAGUUGACAUAGUUACUUAAGUACCAAUG